Molecule: messenger RNA, 465 nt
Organism: Homalodisca vitripennis (glassy-winged sharpshooter)
Lineage: Eukaryota; Metazoa; Arthropoda; Insecta; Hemiptera; Cicadellidae
Exons: 2
Coding region: 1-465 (154 amino acids)
Source: RefSeq, a predicted model, not a curated record
AUGAAACUUCCCUCUGUGCAACGGAUAUUCAUUCAACCACCUGAAUUCGAUGGGGAUACAUCCGCAGAAGAUUCUGCAGAUGAGGAUGAUGGGGGUAAACUAGACAAUUUACCGAAAACUCAGUUAGCUGGCUUCGGAGAAGCAGUGUUUUGGCUGAUGGCACAAGAAUGGGGGAUGAACAUGACGAAGUGCAAGCAUGGCUUCCUCCGUGGCAAAUCCACAACUACGGCAAUAGUACACCUGUCAGAAUUCAUCAUUGACCAACUUGAAGAAGGUGCGACUGUGACUGCCAUGCUGUUGGAUUUCAGUAAGGCCUUUGAUUGCCUAAACCACUCUCUACUUCUCCAAAAAGUAGAGAACAUGGGCAGUAGGGGAGCAUCACAAAACUGGCUUGCUAGCUACCUGAAGGAUCGACAACAACUAGUUGAAGUGCCAUAUACGACCAACAACAAACACAUCCCAUAA